Molecule: messenger RNA, 3889 nt
Organism: Aedes albopictus (Asian tiger mosquito)
Lineage: Eukaryota; Metazoa; Arthropoda; Insecta; Diptera; Culicidae
Gene: SMC1
Product: structural maintenance of chromosomes protein 1A
Exons: 5
Coding region: 130-3813 (1227 amino acids)
Biological process (GO): sister chromatid cohesion
Cellular component (GO): chromosome; cohesin complex; nucleus
Molecular function (GO): DNA binding; protein binding; ATP hydrolysis activity
Source: RefSeq, a predicted model, not a curated record
AGACGUAGUCCUACGUCAAAAGUGACGCCAUUUUCGCUCCACAUCUGUUGGGAGAAUUUGCGUGCGUAAAAGUUUCCCAGUAUUUCCAGUGAAAAUUCGUCUUAAUUGACCAAAAAGUAUGCGCUAGCCAUGGAUUCCGCCUUCCUGCAGUUCAUCGAGGUGGACAACUUCAAGUCCUAUCGUGGGAAGGUCACGAUAGGACCGCUGAAAAAGUUCUCCGCCGUCAUCGGCCCAAAUGGCUCGGGCAAGUCCAACUUUAUGGAUGCCAUCAGUUUCGUGAUGGGAGAGAAAACCACCAGUUUGCGAGUACGGAAGCUGAAUGAGUUGAUCCACGGGGCAUCGAUUGGGCGUCCCGUGGCCAACAGGGCCUCGGUGAUGGCUAAGUUUGUUAUCACCGAUCAGGAGGGGAAUCAAACGAACAAGAGUUUUCAGCGGUCGGUAAUUGGAUCUUCGUCGGAAUACCGGAUCAAUGGAAGCGUUGUUACAACAAAUGCAUAUCUCCAGGAGCUGGAACACAUUGGCAUCAAUGUGAAGGCGAAAAAUUUUCUAGUUUUCCAAGGUGCGGUCGAGAGUAUCGCAAUGAAGAAUGCCAAGGAGCGGACGGCGCUGUUCGAGGAGAUUAGCGGAUCCGGCUUGCUGAAGGAGGAAUACAACAAGCUGAAGCACGAGAUGCAAAUGGCCGAGGAGGAGACUCAAUUUACGUACCAGAAGAAGAAGGGAAUAGCAGCCGAGCGAAAGGAAGCCAAGCUGGAGAAGCAAGAGGCUGAUCGGUAUGCGCGGCUGAAGGACGAGUAUGCUGAGAAACAAGUACAGUAUCAGCUGUAUCGGCUGUAUCACAAUGAAAAGGAAACCAAGCGAUUAUAUGAAGAUUUGGAGAGUAAACAGCAGGACUUGACUUUGAUUGAGAAGAAAAAGGAAGAAGCGGACGAUGUGCUCAAAGAGAAAAAGAAAGAAGCCGGUAAGACUGCUAGAGAUCUGGCUAAAAUUGAGCAGGAAAUACGCGAGGUGGAGAGUGAAAUGAGCAAGAAGCAUCCGAUGUUUAUCAAAGCGAAGGAGAAGGUAGCACACACCAAGAAGAAACUCGACAGUGCGAUGAAGACCCUGGAACAGGCACGAAAAGCUGACGAAGCGCAUCAAGCCGACAUACGAAAGUUGGAAGAUGAGCUCAAAGGAAUUGAGAGCAAAAUGAAAACUUUCGAGGAUGAAAUAGCUGGAGAGUCGAAAAAGCGUGGCAGCAAUGUGCAUCUGGAGCAGAAUUUGGUGCAGGAGUAUGAUCGAUUGAAGCAGAAAGCGGAUGCUACAUCCGGUAAAUAUCUGAUAAAGCUGGAUUCUGUGAAUCGCGAGCAAAAAUCUGAUCAGGAUUUGUUGGACAGUGAGAUAAACAAGAAGGCUCAGAUAGAGGAGAACUACAAAAAGUACGAAUCGGAACGGAACGAAGCUGCCAAACGGCAGGAAAAGCUUAUUGAUCAUAUAAAAGCGAGCAAGCAGGCAUUGGAAGAGCAGAAUCGCCUAAAACAAGAACUCAGUCAAGAUGUUGGUUCAUCAAAGGAACGGAUCUUGGAACUGCAAGCUGAGCUGGAUGACGUUCGCGAGCAGCUAGGUGAUGCAAAAAUAGACAAGCAUGAGGAUGCCCGGCGAAAGAAGAAACAAGAAGUGGUCGAACUGUUCAAACAGGAAGUGCCAGGGGUCUACGAUCGGAUGAUCAACAUGUGUCAGCCAACGCACAAACGAUACAACGUGGCCGUGACAAAGGUACUUGGAAAGUACAUGGAGGCCAUCAUUGUCGACACGGAGAAGACCGCUCGGCGAUGCAUUCAGAUUUUGAAAGAAAAAAUGCUGGACGUAGAGACAUUCCUUCCGCUAGAUUAUUUGCAGAAAAAGCCUCUCAAAGAGCGGCUGAGGAACAUCGAAGAUCCGCGUAACGUCAAACUGAUCUACGAUGUGCUCAAAUUUAGCCCUCCGCAGAUCGAACCAGCCGUACUGUUUGCCACCAACAAUGCACUGGUAUGUGAAACGCCAGACGACGCAAUGAAAGUCGCAUACGAAAUCGAUCGUAGCCGAUACGAUGCUUUGGCACUGGAUGGUACCUUCUAUCAAAAAUCUGGUAUCAUUUCCGGCGGAAGUCACGAUUUGGCCCGCAAGGCUAAGCGUUGGGACGAGAAGCACAUGGCUCAGUUGAAGGCACAGAAGGAAAAGAUAACCGAAGAGCUGAAGGAGGUCAUGAAGAAGACACGUCGCCAAGGUGAGCUGACAACGGUCGAGAGUCAAAUCCGGGGCUUGGAGAAUCGACUGAAGUAUAGCCAGAACGAUUUAGAUGCCUCGAAGAAGAACAUCAAAGAAUACGACCGAAAAUUGGCCCAGCUGCAGCUCGAGCUAGACCAGAUUGGUCCGAAGAUUAGCGAAAUCGAACGCCGUAUGCAGCAGCGCGAUCUGAAAAUUCAGGAAAUCAAGGAAAACAUGAACAACGUCGAGGAUGACGUGUAUGCAGAGUUCUGUGCCCGUAUAGGAGUGGCUAACAUCCGCCAGUUUGAAGAGCGAGAACUGGUGCUGCAGCAGGAGAGGGCCAAGAAGCGGGCAGAAUUCGAGCAACAAAUCGAUCGAAUUAACAACAAUCUGGAGUUUGAGAGAUCGAAGGACACAUCUAAAAACGUCACUCGUUGGGAGCGUGCCGUUCAGGAUGAUGAAGAUUCUCUGGAGACGUUCAAGCAGGCUGAAGCACGUCAGCGACAGGAAAUUGAAAAGGACAAGGAGCGUAUCGAGAAGAUGAAGGUGGACAAAACCGCCAAGAAGGCCGCCGUUGAUAAUAUGGAAGAAGAGAUGGCCAAGGCCCGUCGCGACGUCCAGCAGCAAGCCAAAGAACUGGCAGCGGUUCAUCAGCAAAUUUCGGGCAUCGAAAGCAAAAUCGAAACGAUGAAGAACAAACGGCACAAUCUGUUAAUGCAGUGCAAGAUGGAUGCUAUUGAAAUUCCGAUGAAACGUGGUAGAAUGAAUGACAUCGUUGAGCAAAGUGGGGGCAACGAAUCGGAAACGACUCCGCUGAGUACGAUAUAUGAGCGCGAAGCGAAAAUCGAGAUCGAUUAUAGUUCUUUAUCGAAGAAUCUGACGAAUCCAUCAGAACCGGAUCAGGUUAAGAAAGUCGGCGAUGGUUUGGCCAGGGAACUUCAACAAAAGCUGGACACAUUGGAGAAGAUUCAGACACCUAAUCUGAAGGCAAUGCAAAAGCUAGAUCGCGUAACGGAGAAGAUUCAAACAACAAACGAAGAAUUUGAGGCAGCACGGAAGAAAGCCAAAAAAGCAAAGGCAGCAUUCGAAAAGAUCAAAAACGAACGGUGCACUCUCUUUACGAACUGUUGUAAUCAUAUUUCCGACGCAAUCGACGGUAUCUACAAGCAGUUGGCUCGCAACGAAGCUGCUCAAGCCUACCUUGGUCCGGACAAUCCGGAAGAGCCCUAUCUCGAUGGUAUCAAUUACAAUUGUGUAGCACCGGGCAAACGUUUCCAACCAAUGAGCAAUCUGAGUGGUGGUGAAAAAACUAUCGCUGCCUUGGCCCUGCUCUUUGCUAUCCACAGUUUCCAACCGGCUCCGUUCUUCGUGCUUGACGAGAUCGACGCCGCAUUGGAUAAUACGAACAUCGGUAAGGUGGCGUCGUACAUCCGGGAGAAGUGUACCAAUCUACAGACGGUGGUAAUUUCGCUAAAAGAGGAGUUCUACAGUCAUGCCGACAUUUUGAUUGGAAUCUGCCCGGAACCAGCCGAGUGUCUCGUUUCACAAACUUUGAUCUAUGAUCUGGAGCAGUUUACACCACAUAACUAGAGGUUUGUUUAGUAAUGAUCGUAUGUUUCGUAAUUUUCUUCUCCGAUAUAUUAUAUGGUAUCUCUUAUGUGUAGUA